AUGUAUUCAUACUACGUCGUGGACAGUGACAAGAAUGCAACUCACCCACUAGCCAGGUAGGCGGCUAAUAUAGAAAAGUCUUCCUGCGACUGUGAAAAGCUCGAGGCACGAACGUGGUCGUGAAAUGAUAUAAGGUAAUACAAAUCCUGAAAACAGCAUGAUCAAGGCGCCCAAUCUCCAUCCAGUCAAAUGUCCUAUUCAAAUAUGUAGAACGCGACUCACCCACUAGCCAGGUAGGGUAAUUAUUAUACCCGGCUAAAAGGCCAAUAUGUAACUUAAACUAAAUUUGACGGAUAACGACACUUAUGUUUGUACUUCUCAGUUCUUAACCCUAAUAGGCAGUUUCCUUGACGUUCGAAUAUAAAAUUUAGAAUUUGACUGAUUUUUUUGAAGCGAGGAAAAUUGGAGAACCCAUGAAAAAACCCUCGAAGCACAGAUGAGAAUCAAAAAAUGCAAAUCCAUUCAGUCUUUUCAGGUUUCGUCACAACGUUUCUUUUUUUGUCUUUCAGCUAUACGAGAACCUACGAUGACUUGCUUUGGGCAAUGUUGGGAUCAGACGAGAAGGAAGAGGGUGAAAUCAGUGAUAAUCGUUAUGCCUACAUUAAGAAAUUGGGGGAGGGAUAUCUCAUCAUGUUCAUUGUUGCUGCUGUUGUUGUUGCGUUUAACAUGUUAGUCGCCACAAUGAAUCACACUUACGAGAACAUCAUGGUAAGUAUACUUAAGUCAUUUGAAGUGUUUCCGCGCUCGAAACAAACGGUUCUGAGUUAUAUGUAAAGCAACGUGUACUGCCGUAACAUUGAAAUGGCUUCCCGUAAGAAUGGUUCUCGUAUGAGAAAAAAAAGGGAAACAUACGGUUCUGACUUACAGCACGUACACGGUACGACAUGCCAUAACGUUGAAGUGGCUUUCAGUGUCUUCCAGGUAUUCACUGAGAACACGUAGUUACGGCAUAUGAAUAGCACUGCAGUACGACUACACCUAUUUAUCGUAUCGUUUCCCACUUAUACGAAAACCACACUCUAAAGCAAAACCUAUACUCCCUAAAUCGUUCCUAUUCUAAUCUGUGUGUUGUUAGCUUUUUCUGUAUUUUGCAUUUUCUGCAUUCCUUGUCGCCUGGCACUUCUUCCAAAAUAAUCUUCAUGUAAAGACUUGACGCGACAUUAAUAUUUUAUAAUUAUAUUAUUUAGCGGAACGUCCACAAGGAGUACAUGUUUUCUCGCACGAGGAUGUGGAUGGAAUACAUCGCUAAAGAUUACUCGUCCCUGCCUCCACCUCUAAAUCUGGCAGACUUCAAACGUUGUUUCAAGUGCAGUUGUACGGUAAUGCAUUCUGUUGUUAUCAUCAUCCUCAUCCUCAUCCUCAUCCUCAUCACCAUCAUCGUUAUCUUCAUCACUAUCAUCAACAUCGUCAUCACCACCACAACUAUCAUUAUUACCGUCAUCUUCUUCGUCAUCAUCAUCAUUGCCGUUAUUGAAACAUUUCCCCUCUUUCUUCCAGGCAAGAAACGAGGCAUCUCAAGAAGACCGCUUCAAGGUAAGCAAAAAGAGGUAAACGAGUUGUUGAAAGUUGUUAUAUUCAGCCAUCCCUCCCUCCCUCCCUCCCAUCCUAUCAUGUAUAAUUAUCGCUAACAUCUUUUAUCUUCCUCUCAACCCCACAGAGGAUUUCCAUAAUCAAGCGUCUUGUGUUCCGAUAUCUGCUCCGAUCCUUGGGACUCAACAACUCAGAAUAUUCUCACGAUAUUCUAAUUCAAAGUCAAAGCAGCGCUAGUCAGUCACCCCCUGUAGUUUAG
Molecule: messenger RNA, 1789 nt
Organism: Porites evermanni
Lineage: Eukaryota; Metazoa; Cnidaria; Anthozoa; Scleractinia; Poritidae
Source: the annotation of a GenBank genome assembly